Messenger RNA from Triticum aestivum (bread wheat), 1280 nucleotides. RefSeq lists its product as uncharacterized. The transcript has a single exon. The record is from RefSeq and is a predicted model, not a curated record. Lineage: Eukaryota; Viridiplantae; Streptophyta; Magnoliopsida; Poales; Poaceae. The coding region runs from base 121 to 1167 and encodes 348 amino acids.
GGUACUACACCAGGCAAUGCCCUGCUCCUCGUCAUCUGUAUUUCUUUCGUUUCUCCAGGGUGAAAUUCACCAUCUUGUGUUUCUUAAUUGGGCGAAUCAGAUCUACGAGUGGAACGCAGGAUGCCACCGUCGAGAUCUAGGAAGCGCCCUUCGGGGCCGCAGCCCACCACCGCGCUCGCAAAGAAGCGGCACUGCCCCGCGGCGGUGGUCUCGGACGAUGUCGCCGGCGCGGCAGCACCCUCGUCGCCGUCCUCCUACUCCCCCUCCUGGGCGUCGCUUCCAGGGGACAUGGUUCGACAGAUAGCGUGGCGCGUGCUGGCCGGCGAUUUUCUGGAUUACGUCCGCUUCCGCGCCGUUUGCACCAGUUGGCGGUCCGGCGCCGUGUGCCCGCGCGGCCGCGGCGUCGCCGAUCCACGCUUCCACCCGCGCCGCUGGAUGAUGCUGCCGGAGGGCAACGGCCUCUACCCCGGCCACCGGAAGCUGGGUGGCCACAUCCGCUUCUUCAACCUCGACACCGGAGCCCUCGUCCGUGUCGAGCUCCCCCUGUUCAAGAACCACUGUGCUCUGGAAUCGGUCGACGGCCUCCUGCUCCUCCAGAGAGACCAAGACACCGCCGUCCGCCUCCUCCACCCUUUCACUCGCGACAUUGUUGAGCUCCCACCGCUUGCCACCCUCCUCACGCAGCUGGGCGACGAUCUCCGCAGCGCACACACCGACCCCGAGCUGCGGAAAUGGUACUAUAUCAGAUACUGCGUGCGUGCCUCCGUUUCCUGCAGCGGUGGAUCCGUCGUCGUCAUGCUCGCGUUCCGUCGUCUGAUGCGUGUAGCCUUUGCGACCUCCGACUCCCAAGACCAGCAAUGGACCAUGCCAAGCUGGGAAGUCCCAUUUAACAUUGCGCCCUUGGCAUUCCAAGGCAAGCUAUACUUUGUGCACCAUCCUGCAACUAAUGGCUCGCUGGUUUUCCAGAUCGACCCGCCCCUGCCGGUUGGUUCGCCGCCACGGCCGCCAAAGCUGAUUGCCACAUGUCCGGCAGAUAAACUCUACAGGGGCUCCCAUCUGGUAGAAUGCAACUCACAGAUCCUGCUUGUUGGCCAUGGCGACAUUUCCUUAAAGCACAUUGUGAUUUACAAACUCGAGGACCUUAUCUUGGAAAGGUUUAGAGCAUGAUUGGAUACGUUUUAGUCCCAUGACUAAAAGUAGUGGGACUAAAACUUGCUAGUCUCACCCAUGCUUGGAUCCAAAUACUAAAGAGACUAAAAUCUAGUUAUUGAACAUUUAUU